Molecule: messenger RNA, 495 nt
Organism: Cucurbita moschata (crookneck pumpkin)
Lineage: Eukaryota; Viridiplantae; Streptophyta; Magnoliopsida; Cucurbitales; Cucurbitaceae
Exons: 1
Coding region: 1-495 (164 amino acids)
Source: RefSeq, a predicted model, not a curated record
AUGGCUUCCUUCCUCGGCUCCAACUCUCCACAAGUUUCAUCUCUGUCGUCGUUGGAGAUCAAAUUUGUCGGAAUCUGCGGAAAAUAUCAGAUUGAUCCAAGGCCGGCAUCUCCCGGCCGUUCGAUUUCGGUUCAGAAGAAUCGCGACGGAAAUGCGAAUGCGAAUGAGAAUGUGGUAUCGUCGAAUAAGAGGAAAUGGUGGAUGUGUUCUCCGUCUACUCAUCCAGCCUCUUUCCGGUGUUCACUCCACAACAAGAAGUCGAGGCACUCUGUUAAUGCCCUGAAUCGCAGCGAGUUCUCGAACGGAUCGUUGGAUUUUCGUAGAUCGGCAAUGACGAAUUCGAUUGCCAGAAUCGGAGGCGUGGAAGGUGCUGAUCUCGUGAAGAGAGCUUUAUUGGCUUUGAUUAGGCCUUCUUCGCAUCAGCUGCGGCCGCGAUCAGCGUUUCAACCUAGGCCUAGCCGUCUAUCAGUCAUGUCAAAAGCAGAGCAGGAGUAG